Molecule: messenger RNA, 1110 nt
Organism: Prunus avium (sweet cherry)
Lineage: Eukaryota; Viridiplantae; Streptophyta; Magnoliopsida; Rosales; Rosaceae
Source: RefSeq, a predicted model, not a curated record
AGGAAAAACACUUUGAAGUUGGAAGGAACUUCUCUGUUUUCGGUGCUCAUGGAGGAGAGAAGUCAUUUCCUCUUGUCAAUCACGUUCUUGCUUGUGCUGCAGUACACUUCUCUAUAUAUGGCUAAAUUAACUCAAGGCACAGUAGGUGCAGCACAAAUAAACAUCACCACAGACCAGUCUGCUCUUCUUGCUCUCAAAUCCCAUAUCACUAGUGACCCUCACAACAUCUUGGUCAACUGGUCAACCACCACCUCCGUCUGCAACUGGGUUGGCAUUACUUGUGGUGCUCGCCACCUCAGAGUAGCAUCAUUGAAUCUCUCGUACAUGGGUUUCACUGGCACAAUUCCACCACACUUAGGCAACCUCUCAUUCCUUGUUGCACUAAGCUUCAACAAUAACAGCUUCCAUGGUACUUUGCCCUAUGAAUUGUCUUAUUUGCAUCGCCUGAAGUUGGUUAGCUUCGGAUACAACAACUUUGUGGGAUCCAUUCCAUCAUGGUUUGGGGCCUUCCCCAAACUUCAAGGCUUCUAUUUGUAUGGCAAUCAAUUUUCAGGUUCCAUACCCACGACUAUCUUCAACUUAUCUACAUUGCGAGUGAUUGUUUUGAGCGGUAAUCAACUAUCAGGUGGCAUACCAAGAGAAAUUGGGAACUUAACAAUGCUGAAUGAGAUAUACCUUGACCACAACAAUUUCAACGAAAUUCCACAAGAGAUCGGCUUUUUACAUCAGCUAGAGAAGUUGUAUAUUGAGUUUAAUGCCCUAAAAGGCCAUGUUCCUAUGGUUGUUUUCAACAUGUCUUCUUUGACUACGUUGACUCUAUACGGAAAUAGCUUGAGUGGCGGUCUUCCAGACAAUAUAUGCCAGCAUCAUCCGAGUCUUGAGAAGGUUAAUUUGGGUGACAAUCAGUUUGCUGGUCCACUUCCAUCCAAAUUAUGGCAAUGCACAAAGCUUCUUAAUCUAUCAUUGGUGGAGAACAAUUUCAGUGGAAGCAUACCCAAAACUAUUGGGAAUUUAACAAUGCUGAAGGGGAUAUACCUUGACUCCAACAAUUUCAACGGUAUAUUUGUUGCAUUGCCUUGCCUUGAUGUGAUCCAGUUAUAUAUAAUAUGA